UCAUAUGGGGCAAUGCGCGCAAACAGGCACCAUGCCAUUCCAGCUAAAAUCUAGUCUUAGCGAAAAGCAACAUUCGAAUGGUUGGUGUGAGCUGUUGCGCGCAGUUUGCGCAGUAGAGACCACAACAUAUACACAUACACACACCUAUAGAAAAAAAAGAUCGGUAAUCAUUGACCUACCACAUGCUGGAUACGCUCUCUCAUUGGUGCAUCCCCUUGCAGCCACCCCCCAACCGCUCCCUCCAGUCACCACCACAUUGGCCGCCACGCCUUCCGGCCCGCCCGGGCUACCCUCUUGGCUACAGGGGAAUUGGGGAAGAGAGAAGUUCACCGGCGCGCUCCGGACAUGGUCGCGUCGCGUCGGGAUAAGGCCACCCGCCGCAGCAUCUCGCGUCAGGCCAAUCACCGUUCCGGAAUACUACCCUUGUCGCACGUCACGUGAGCACGGAUUGCGGCGAUGCAAAGUGGAAGAAGCGAGAAAUCGAGUCGUUGGAUGGCGCUAG
This is a messenger RNA of Periconia digitata, 502 nucleotides long. NCBI's taxonomy places the organism in Eukaryota, Fungi, Ascomycota, Dothideomycetes, Pleosporales, Periconiaceae. The record is from the annotation of a GenBank genome assembly.